AUGAGCUUGUCCUUCCUCCUCCUCCUCUUGCUCAGCCACCUGAUCCUCAGCGCCUGGGCUCGCGGGGAGAAGCGCCUCGUCCCCAAAGGGCAACCCGGACAGGCUGCCACUGCUAGGAACCCGGGAGGCGCCAGCAGCAGCUGGAGCAGCAAAAGCACGACGUCUUCCUCUUCUUCCUCUGCCUCCUCCUCCCCCGCGGCUUCUCUGGGAAGCCAAGGAAGCGGCUUGGAGCAGACCAGUUUCCAGUGGAGCCCCUCGGGGCGCCGGACCGGCAGCCUCUACUGCAGAGUGGGCAUCGGUUUCCAUCUGCAGAUCUACCCGGAUGGCAAAGUCAAUGGCUCCCACGAAGCCAAUAUGUUAAGUAUUUUGGAAAUAUUUGCUGUGUCUCAGGGGAUUGUAGGAAUACGAGGAGUUUUCAGCAACAAAUUUUUAGCGAUGUCAAAAAAAGGAAAACUCCAUGCAAGUGCCAGAUUUACAGAUGACUGCAAGUUCAGGGAGCGAUUUCAAGAGAACAGCUAUAACACCUAUGCCUCAGCGAUACACAGAACUGAGAACACAGGGCGGGAGUGGUACGUGGCCCUGAACAAGAGGGGGAAAGCUAAACGGGGCUGCAGCCCCCGGGUUAAACCCCAGCACAUCUCCACUCACUUUCUGCCAAGAUUUAAGCAAUUGGAGCAGCCGGAACUUUCUUUCACAGUUACUGUUCCUGAAAAGAAAAAGCCACCUAACCCCAUCAAGCCAAAGGUCCCCCUUUCCACAUCUCGGAGAAGCCCCAGCCCGGUGAAGUACAGACUCAAGUUUCGCUUUGGAUAAUUCUCAUCUUGGCCGUGAGGAACCGCGCAGUUCCCUCAAGAGUUUCCCUAGAUGUUUUUAGUGCCCUGAAGACAGAGUUUCGGACACAGCUUCAGCUCUACUACACUGCAUCGAAGCCAGGUCAUUUGUUUCAGUCUGACUGAAACAAAACGUUUUCUGAUAGGAACUGAACUGGAAUUCUUUGUACCAACAUGAAGAGCGCACUGCUUCAAUUCAGUGCCACAUAAAGCCUUUUGCUUUAUGCUUGACGCGUCCUGGUACUCUGGUUCCAGAAAGUUAAAUGAUGGGAACUAUGUACUUUUCUGACUUUUACAGGUCAACCUGAAAAAACAUACAUGGUACAUUUUUUAUUUUUGGUUUCCAAAGAAUAUUUUGAUGCAGAUAAAAAUAUUUUAUUAACUUUUGUUUUUUGUUUUUUUAAAAAAACAUACCUCUGCAUUGAGCAUAUUUUCUUACUUUUAUUAUUUUAAUUAAUAAGACAUAAAACAACCAUUUGAAUACAGUUUAUGAAUUAUAAAUGUGUUUAUAGCCCAUUUGUAACAAGUGGAUUUCCCUUUCAUUUUUCUUAUUCAUUGCACUUUUAAUUUUUAUUAUUAUUAUUAUUUUUACCAUACCUCAGAUCAUGUAAGUUUAGUUUUACAUCUUAAAAUGUUUAAAUUCUCUUCAAUAGCA
This is a messenger RNA of Camelus dromedarius (Arabian camel), 1485 nucleotides long. RefSeq names its product fibroblast growth factor 5 (gene FGF5). The transcript is spliced from 3 exons. Gene Ontology annotation, cellular component: cytoplasm. Bases 1 to 813 code for a protein of 270 amino acids. The record is from RefSeq and is a predicted model, not a curated record. Lineage: Eukaryota; Metazoa; Chordata; Mammalia; Artiodactyla; Camelidae. Gene Ontology annotation, biological process: cell differentiation; fibroblast growth factor receptor signaling pathway; positive regulation of gene expression. Gene Ontology annotation, molecular function: growth factor activity; fibroblast growth factor receptor binding.